GCGAUUUCGGUACAGUGCGUAUUCUCGGUUUAGGCUUGCUGCAGUAUAAUAUUAUAGUCGGCCAAAAUCAUAAUACUUCUAUAACUGUGGUGGUGUCUGCGGGUGCAGUUCAUUUUUGGUAUCGCCGUCGCGGUUGCCACAAUCAAACAAGAUGUUGCUAGUGAAAUCACUGUUAGUGGCGAUUGCAUCAGUAUCGCUUGUAGUUGGUUUACCGACACCAGCACCAGAAAAGUCUUUACAACCAGUUCAGCGUCAAAAAAAACACGCUGAUAGUGGAUAUGGUUCAGAUGUAGUUGGUUAUGAUCCUCAUCAUCACGAAGAACCACAAGGCUCCUGGAAAAAGAAACUAACUUGGAAAGAGGAAUGGAAGCAAGAAUGGAAAACUGUCAAGCAAGAGGUAUGGAAAAAAACUUGGGAACAAAUUAAAGUCCCGAUAUGGAAAGAAAUCAAAGUUCCCGUCUGGAAGGAAAUAAAAGUACCAGAUUGGAAAAUUAUCCAGACUCCAGUUUGGAAAGAAAUUAAAGUCCCAGUGUGGAAAGAAGUUAAAGUACCCGACUGGAAAGUAGUACAAGUGCCCGCAUGGAAAGAAGUACAAGUACCCGUGUGGAAAGAGAUUCAGGUACCUGACUGGAAAAAGACCUAUGUACCUGAAUGGGUUAAAGAAUACGUUCCCGGAUCCAAGCAGUUAGGCAAAGACCAAAACGGAUGGGAAUAUGUUGCACAUGAUUUGUGGAAAAAAAAACUCAUAUGGAAACCAAUUUGGAAUAAGGUAUGGAAAACUGAAAAAAAACAAGAAUGGGUGACAGAGAAGAAACAAGUAUGGAAAGAAGAGAAGGUACAAAUAUGGAGGACAGAAAAGAAACAGGAAUGGAUAACAGAAAAGAAACAAGAAUGGAAAGAAGAAAAAGUACAAAUUUGGAGAACAGAGAAGAAAGAAGAAUGGGUAACUGAGAAAAAACUUGAGUACAAGACCGAAUGGAAAGAACACAAAGUACCAGCUUGGAAAGAGAUUCAGGUACCCACUUGGAAGAAAGUAUACAAGCCAGUGUGGGAAAAGGUUUGGAUAGAAGAACAUCAUGACCACCAUGAACAUCACGAACACCAUGACCACCACGAAUAUGGCAGUGGAUACGAAGAUCAACAAAAUAAUUACGGUGGUGGUGGUGAUAGUUAUGGUUACCAUAAAAAAUGAUUUAUAUUUCACCGUAUCCACUGUAAAUCUUUCUUAAAUAUUACCUCCCCAGUCAAUGUGUUUUUAUGCCAAUCAAAUGUAAAUAUUUCUUGCUAGUUGUAUGUAUUUUUUUACUUAAUGUGUUAUUUGAUUUUUUUUAUAUAUAAUAUAAUAUAACAACGUUAUGUUAUCAACAUA
This is a messenger RNA of Acyrthosiphon pisum (pea aphid), 1369 nucleotides long. RefSeq lists its product as uncharacterized. The transcript has 3 exons. NCBI's taxonomy places the organism in Eukaryota, Metazoa, Arthropoda, Insecta, Hemiptera, Aphididae. Bases 152 to 1192 code for a protein of 346 amino acids. The record is from RefSeq and is a predicted model, not a curated record.